Molecule: messenger RNA, 366 nt
Organism: Gongylonema pulchrum
Lineage: Eukaryota; Metazoa; Nematoda; Chromadorea; Rhabditida; Gongylonematidae
Source: the annotation of a GenBank genome assembly
AUGACAUCGAAACGAAGGGUGUGCUACUAUUUCCAUCAUGAUAUGCAUAACUUCCACUACGGGCCCAGGCAUCCGAUGAAACCGCAACGACUGGCUGCCCUGCACAGUCUGGUCGUCAAUUAUGGUCUGCACAAAGAGAUGCUGGUCCUUUCGCCACCACGCGCUUCCGCAACAGAAAUCGAACGCUUUCAUUCCAAGGAUUAUGUGGAUUUUCUGCAGCGUGUUUCACCGCGUACCGCAGAUCAGUUCGAAAGCGUCUUUUCGCAGUACAACAUUGGCGAAGAUUGUCCAAUCUUUGAUGGCAUUUUUGAUUUUUGCUCCAUUUACACGGGCGCUACUUUAAGCGGUAAGACAUCCAGUCUAUGA